AUGGCUCCAGAGGUGCCUAGUCACAAAGGAAUCAGUAUACUUGAAAGAGGAAAGCUACCACCUGGUAUCUUUUUGGCUUGGUUCACCCAGAACAUCAUAGAACGUUUUGCUAAAUCUGGUUCAGUCCUUAUUUCACUCUAUGAUUUACCUCCUGCAGUGAGUCUUUGUGUCAUCAGAAAUGUUCUUCUUCCCCAUGAAAUCAGACAAAGUUACGAUAAGGGAGGCCUACCAGCAAGGAAAAGACACCAGAACCGUCAGUGGUCCAGCUUUUGUCAGGGAAACAAGGAUUUCAUGUUCUUUCAGCUGCCAAACUCCCUUCCCAGUCACCCUCCUGAGAUCAAACAGGAGCCGCAAACUCCACAACAGAAACAGUCACAGCCUAGUAAUGUUAGCAAUGCAACUGCAGAAGAUGAAGAGGAGAAGAAAGCACAACCUCAGUAUUGUACUUUAAAUACAUUACCAGAAGGGCAGAUUGGGAAGCUCAAGAUAUAUAAAUCAGGGAAGACCGAGUUGUGGUUAGGGGAACAUAAGCUUAUUGUUAAUAAGGGAACUCAGGUUGGGUUUUUGCAGCACCUGCUGUGGAGCAAUCUGUAUCAGAUAUACUGCCUUAAACCAAUUGGCCAGGAUGGCAGAAUACAUGCCAUUCCACUCGAAUAUUAG
Messenger RNA from Penaeus monodon (black tiger shrimp), 660 nucleotides. RefSeq lists its product as uncharacterized. Gene Ontology annotation, biological process: transcription by RNA polymerase III. The record is from RefSeq and is a predicted model, not a curated record. Gene Ontology annotation, cellular component: RNA polymerase III complex. The coding region runs from base 1 to 660 and encodes 219 amino acids. NCBI's taxonomy places the organism in Eukaryota, Metazoa, Arthropoda, Malacostraca, Decapoda, Penaeidae. The transcript has 6 exons. Gene Ontology annotation, molecular function: DNA binding.